AUGUUGCUUGGUCUUUCUGCCACCCAGUUCAUCCGCUAUUUGGAGUACACACCUCACCGUCAACGCUUCUUGUUUGGGGGCGAUGUGAUCCGCCUGUUCCAUCCCGAACACGACCAGUCCCUCGCCUGUCGCCGGUCAGAGGACGAUCCCGAGGUGCUGGAAACGUCACUGGUCGAUGACGUCAUGAAGCUCACGCAGGACGAUGACGUCAUCACGGACACUCUGUGGGCGAUAGAGGUCAUCUGCCCAAAUGAACCAUGCACCACCAGAACAGAUGUGGCGACGUGGAAGACCGUGUUCAGACUGCGCCACGUGGUGGAGAAUGUCUACUUGCGCAUCGAGGCGUAUGAGUCGACCCUUGGCGCCACCAGCCCUGGCCUGGAAGUCAAGCCAGAAGCCAAGACCCUAUCCUCCUGCAAAAGCAUGCCAUCGCCCAGAGCCACCACAGAAGAGACCGCCGAGACGUCACACGGGCGCGACGCCGUACACAACGACAACCUCUCCAUCCCACGCGUGAGCAGUGUAGGUAGUGCGGCGAUAGCAGCACCUGCGCCAGAGCGUAGUACUGGCUUGGGUAGAAGGGGGGUGAACCAGUGUGUGUGUAGUGACCCUGUGGCCAACAGUGGGUUUAGUAACCAAGGGCCGUGUGGUUACGGGGUUGAGGUGGAUGGUAGUUGGGGGGGGGGGGGGAAGGAAGGCAGGGACAGUGCAUACGGUGGGAAACAGAGUGAAUUCUUCAGGUACCGAACUGGUCUUUCGGCUGGCAUGAGCCUUGACAGCAAGGACAAUGUCACCCGGCAACACGCCCGGGCGACCGGCACUACCAACACGCCCACGACGCAGCGCAGAGACACGAGUAACACACACAGAGGGCCCAUGGACAGGGCAGAGGUGCACGCGGACACGGCAGCGCAUGACGGCACGCAAUGGAGCCCUGCAGAUGGGGCUGGGCAUGUGGACAGGGACAAGGGAAAGGGAAAGGGGAAGGGGAAUGGGAAGGAUAACUUUAGUAGUACCAACUCAGUCAGCCCAGACAUCACCAUCGACACAGACGACACGCACCACGGGAUCAGCCGCAUCAGCACACACCCCACAGGCACACCAGGCACAGGCACACCAGGCACAGGCACACCAGGCACAGGCGAGGCACAGGCAGAGACAGACAAGGACACGCGAAUGCACCAGCGACAGCUCAGCCGCAGAGAUCUGCUGAGCAGUGGACUGAGUGCGGAGUUGACUGGGCUGAGUGUGUAUGCGUUGCGGGACCUGCGCAGGCGUAGUUUUGAGUGCGACUGCCGCGGGGCUGCGUCGGGAGGUGUUAG
Messenger RNA from Sphaeroforma arctica JP610, 1322 nucleotides. The record is from the annotation of a RefSeq genome assembly. Lineage: Eukaryota; Ichthyosporea; Ichthyophonida.